GGCUGGGGCGGGGCAUGAUGUGGCGCUUCGGGGCUUGAGCUCAGCUUGCUACGGGCGGCUGCCACGGCAGAUUCCGGCAGUAUGUCGGCCCCGUUCGAGGAGCGCAGUGGGGUAGUUCCGUGCGGGACGCCGUGGGGCCAGUGGUACCAGACUUUGGAGGAGGUGUUCAUUGAAGUUCAGGUGCCGCCAGGCACUCGCGCCCAGGAUAUCCAGUGCGGCCUGCAGAGCAGGCAUGUGGCGCUGGCGGUGGGUGGCCGCGAAAUCCUCAAGGGAAAACUCUUUGAUUCUACAAUAGCUGAUGAGGGAACGUGGACUUUGGAGGACAGAAAAAUGGUUCGUAUUGUUCUUACAAAGACAAAGAGAGAUGCAGCAAAUUGUUGGACUUCUCUUCUAGAAUCUGAAUAUGCAGCUGAUCCUUGGGUGCAAGACCAAAUGCAGAGAAAACUUACAUUAGAAAGAUUCCAAAAAGAAAAUCCUGGUUUUGACUUCAGUGGAGCAGAAAUCUCAGGAAACUAUACUAAAGGUGGACCAGAUUUCUCAAAUCUUGAGAAAUAACCUCUUUUUUUGCUGCAUGCUAUGGAUCCUAGUGGAUGUUGCCAGCUUGGUCAAAAGAACAGAUUAUGUGGUGGAGGAAAAAUGUGGAUGCCGACAGUUAACAGAUUGCAAAAUAUAUUUAAUUAUGGUUCUAAAAAUUGCAUUCAAAUAUGUUUUACAUAGGACACAUCUUAAAUACUGUGGGGAUUAUUCUAUUGAUAUAUGGUAACUUAAUUGAACUUGUUUUUGCUCAGCAUGAAGUUUUAUAUGCUGCAUUUUACUAAUUUCAUAUUUAACCUGUAUUUUUAAUACAGAAAAAAAUAUUAGGGUAUAAAUCAUGUGACUGACGGGGUGCCUUCAGGGAAAAUGAAGUUUUUUUUUUUUCCCAAUAAGUGUGAUGCAGGAAUAAUGUUCAAUAAACUUUUCUAAAUAGGAAUUGUGUACCCCUUUGUCCAAGUAUACUAGUUCACACACAGAAAUUAUAUUACUGAAAAAAUUUUUUAAGAAAGGAAAAAAACAAUCCACAAAUACAUUCUGAGUAAGUUAAUUUUGAGUUAAUUAAAGUUUCUGAAUUAGUAUAUUAUUUCUUGAGAGAUGACUUUAUGUCAAAAAAUUGAAAAAUAAUUAAAAACCUAACAGUAGUAAUGGAUUUAAUACAAAAGAGA
This is a messenger RNA of Pteropus alecto (black flying fox), 1199 nucleotides long. RefSeq names its product NudC domain containing 2 (gene NUDCD2). Gene Ontology annotation, cellular component: cytoplasm. Gene Ontology annotation, biological process: protein folding. NCBI's taxonomy places the organism in Eukaryota, Metazoa, Chordata, Mammalia, Chiroptera, Pteropodidae. The transcript has 4 exons. The record is from RefSeq and is a predicted model, not a curated record. The coding region runs from base 82 to 555 and encodes 157 amino acids.